This is a messenger RNA of Myripristis murdjan (pinecone soldierfish), 4680 nucleotides long. It is a transcript of the gene paqr6, whose product is annotated as progestin and adipoQ receptor family member VI. The transcript has 8 exons. Gene Ontology annotation, molecular function: signaling receptor activity. The coding region runs from base 127 to 1389 and encodes 420 amino acids. The record is from RefSeq and is a predicted model, not a curated record. Gene Ontology annotation, cellular component: membrane. NCBI's taxonomy places the organism in Eukaryota, Metazoa, Chordata, Actinopteri, Holocentriformes, Holocentridae.
CAAACACAGACACAGACCUGACACCGCGGCUCCGACGACACGCAACAAAAGACACCCCGCCGCCGCUUUUCACGCCACUUUUCAUCCGUGGAGCGAAGGCAGGAGGACCCUUUACCUUCCCUCCGCAUGCCCGACACUCGCGUGUUUCCAGUGUGGCGGGGCGGUGGGGCCAGUGGUGGUGGCGGAGGCGGCUGGAGCCAGGGCUGGGGCUGGGGACGCUGCUUGAGAUGGGAGCCUGCAGGGCCAGGAGAAGGGGCCCAGGUCCCGGCGUUUGACUGCCCUGUCUGGUUAGUCCUCUGUCGUGGAGGACGGGCCAGGCUGAGGGAGGUGUGUCAGAGAGGGAGGGGUGCUAUCAGACUCCCCACAGACAUGCUCAGCAUCAAGCUCCCCCAGCUGUUUGACAUCCACCAGGUGCCCAAGGUCUUCCGGGAGGAUGGCAUCAUCUCCGGCUACCGUCACCCGCGGAGCUCCGCUAUGGACUGCCUCCUCAGCAGCUUCCAGAUGAACAACGAGACAGUCAACAUCUGGACCCACUUCCUGCCAACAUGGUACUUCCUGUGGCGUUUCAGCGUCCUCUGCUCCACGCUGAACUUCCUGACAGAUAGCUACACUUGGCCCCUGCUGGUGUACAUGCUGCUAAUCUGCGUCUACCCCUUCACCUCCAGCUGCGCACAUACCUUCAGUACCAUGUCGCCCGAGUCCCGGCACAUUUGCUAUUUCUUUGACUACGGAGCUCUAAGCCUAUACAGCUUGGGUUGUGCCAUAAGUUAUGGGUCCUAUGUCAUGCCCGACUGCUGGGUGAACACAUGGCUCCAUCAGCACUUCGUCCCCAUAGCCAUUGGCAACACGCUGCUCUGCACCAGCUUGUCCUGCUACUCCAGGUUCUUGGAGUUGCAGUUCCCGCAUAGAAGUAAAGUUGUUCGGACGGGAGCGUUUGUCUUUCCAUUUCUGUUCGACACUGUGCCUCUAUUUUACAGGCUGUUGCUAUGCUGCGGAGGGAACUGCAGCCCCAGCGAGGCCUUGUCCAGUCACUGUUACCACCUCCUCUUCGCCUUCCUCACCUGUUUCCUGUUUGCCUCUCACCUCCCGGAGAGGUUGGCCCCAGGGCGCUUCGACUACUUUGGCCACAGUCACCAGCUCUUCCACAUCAGCGCCGUGGUCGGGACUCACUUCCAGAUGGAGGGCGUGAUAGCGGACAUGACCUCUAGACGGGCGUGGCUCAUGGCCCACGGCGCUUUGCCCUCCUUCCUGGGCACCAUCGGGGCGCUGGCCAUCAGCCUCGUCCUCAACCUGGGCAUCAUCGGCAUUUUCAGCGCCCCCCUGCUGGGGAACCCCCACCAAAGUGCCAACCAGCCGCAGGCAUCAGCAUGCGAAUGCAAGGAGCAGUGAGGGUGAUUUUUCCACCACCGGCUCCAAACCGGCUAAUUUGCUUUCCAGAGGAAAGGUUUGGUUUGUACUGUUAGGUUGCUCUCAGCAGGCUCUGUUUGAGAUGACGAUGAGUGGUUUGUGUUAGUAUUUGUUUAACAUCAGUGCUUUUAUUUUUCAAGGAUAGGUUUUGAUACAUUGUUUUUGAUGCUAGAGCAUUUUUUUUUCUAACACGGAUAAAAAGUUUGUUCAUGUGUUCAGUGUUUACUCGGAAGCUGAGGACCCAGUCGUGACAUUUGAGUCUUUUGCUGAUUUUACAUUAAGUUACCAGCACAGAUUUGAAGAGCUGUAAACAAGUCCACCAUGUACAAAUGGCUGUUUAAUUUAUUUGAAUUCUCUUCAAAAACUUACACUUGAAAGGCUCUGGGUUGAAUGAAGCAUGCUUUUUAUAACACAACACAGAAGUGCCUUAUUGUAGAUCUACACUCCAUUUGCAAAGUUUACAAAAGAUUAUUACAAGUAAUAACACAAUACUGGUUUGGUCAGGCCUGAAACUGGAACAUUUUAACGUUGGGAUUUGCAGGGAUUUUUUCUAUAGUUAGGCUUUCUUUCUGCAUACUCUAGGCCAGCAUUUCCUUGGUGAUAUAUGGGUGAUCAAUAAUACUAAUAAUUUGUUAAAAAAUAUUCUAACUGGAUUACUUGGUUAGUAUGGUUAAUCAAUAAUGCUAUAAUCAUCUCACUGAAAUCUACAUAAUAUCAUGCAGAUUUGAUUGCCAGCUCCUAUAUAUAAACCUAUUGAUUCCACUCUGCAAAGACUGGAAUUGAUUUGCAGGCCAGUGUGUUUUUUUUUUCUGAUUGCCUGCCUCAUUAUGUACCCCACCAUCUACCUUCAUCAGAAAAAUAUAGCGCGCCUGUGAUUAAAAGACAGGUACCAUUUUAUGGCGGUACGUUUCUAUGGCAACUCUAUAGUCGCCGUAUACCCCCUGAAGGUCGUCAACAUUUUUUUCCCCAGUAAAUGGACCAUUUUCUUUUAUUCUUACAUCAAGAAUUACAGGUUGGGAAGGGAUCCAUUUUGAAUGUCUAUCAUGUAGCCCCUAUAAUCACAACCAGUUUUGGGCAGCGUGCCCCAAAUGUCAGAGAAAUAACUUCUCGAUGGUUAUAAUUCUCCUUCAUAUCCAUUUACAUUUUUCCAGUCUCUUGACAUUUGGCGGUGUUGGGGAUUUAUAUCGAUUAUUUUGUGGAUAUGGGGCGAAAAUGUUAACAUAAUUGACAUCAAGUGUUUGGUCAGUUGAAGAUAAUCCAGUUCAUUUUGGGGUCACAUAUUAACGCAGGAGUCUUGGCUUUGUGGUGUUCAAGUAUUUUGGUAGUCAUUGCAGGUUUAUGACAAACCAGUACACUCCUCCUACUGUGGUUUUCAUGUUGUUCUAUGAGGCUAUUGUUUACAUUUAUCUAUUUAUAGAAUUUUCCAUAUUUAUAGUAAAUAUAGCUUUUGUUUUAGGUACAUAAUAUGUUAAUUAUAAUGAUACCACGUAUCAGAAAUGAUAAAAAAGAAAAAAAGGCCAAAAGGAAUGUUUAAUUUGUCUAAAUUGUGGAACCUAGUAUAGAUGAGUUAACUUCCUAAUAAAUUCAUGGUUGAUUCAUUAGAUUAAUUCAUCCAUAAUCUUGUCACAGCAGCACUUGUACGUUCACCAGUGAUAAAUGUGGUGAACCGGGUGUUGGGCCUUACUUAAAAUAAAUAAAUAAAUUUAAAAGAAGGGUCCAUUUAAUUGUCGUAGUGCUACCACAGGCACAGUCUACAGCAGCACUCAUUUUAUUAGGAAAAAAAAAAAAAAACAGAAGGUUUAUCUGCAGUAAACAUGUUUUAAAGCAUUUACAGCACCAAUUUACACCUAAUUCCACCAGUAACACUACUAAUUGUCUGUCUGUACUCACAACCUACUAACACACAUGCACACGCACGCACUAAGUUGUUAGAUGAGGCUGUGGAGCUCUGUAUGUGAAGAGACUUUGGUAAGAGGGAAAGUGCAUGUGAAUUUGUGGUCAGAGAGAGAAAUGAGCUGCGUUACGGGUCCAGAUUUGAUGUCCAAGUGGAAUACAGAGUCUAGUGAACAUGUAGAAUCACACUGUGCAACCACGCACACACACAAACACACACACACACAAACACACACAUUUUUGUCUUAGAACAGUGGAUGUUUUAAAACGUGUUUUGAAGGUUAGUGGGUAGAGUGUUAAGAGUCACAUUGCCCUUUUCAUCGUAGACAAAAACAGCAGUUCUGGCACGCACUCUUCUGUUUUAUUAACCCCCGCCCCCCGCCCACGCCGCCUCCCGCUGGGUGCUUAUUGAUUUUGACUUUCUCCAGAGUCAUCAUCUUACAGCGCCUCUCUAUUUGACCCUGUUGAUUCUUGGAAUUGUGUCAUUACUGGCUUCCGAUGUGGUGCUUGCUAUCGACCCAAACUAGUUUGGAAUUCAUUUAUUUCUGCGCUACUGUUAUUAUUCUCCUCCCAGUCUUCCUUGACCGUUCCGUAGCUAUGGUUUUAAAAAAUGAAAAGUGAAGAAGUUCCACAGUUGUUCCAAGUUAAUUCCAGAUGUGGGACGCCGGAUGACAUUCUGGCAUCCCAUAAAUAAUUAGUAUACAGUCUUUUGAAUUGCAUUUUUUCUAUUUUCUUAUUUUUCUUUUUAGUUUAAGCAAACCGUUUCAAUAAUCUAGCUUCAUUUGCUGACCAAAAAAAAAAAAAAAAAAUUAAACCUCAUAAUUCCAAGGUCACAGAGGUUUUUCCAGUCAUAAUGAACUGAAUACAGACCAGGACACUCGUGCUUCAAACAUCAUUUAUUCAGUGUUUAAAAUUCCUCAUUGGACAAGGUUUCUCAGUCAGUAAUUACAUGUAUAAUUGGGCACUUUUCUUGUGACUUUUUUUUUUUUUUUUUUUUUUAAAUAUAUUAGAGGACAUGUUUGAGAAAGCAAAAUAGAGAGCAAAGAGUUGGGUUGGAUGAACCAUAUAAUACACCAGAAUCUUUCUGUGCCAUUAGCUAUGAAAAAAGUAGGGUCUGAAAGAGUUUAUUGGUGCCUAGUAACAUUUUAUACAACCUGUUUUGAUAUAAUGCUGUUUUGCAAAAACUUAUGUACUUGUUCCUUAAAAAAAAGAUGUCAACAAACUACUCUUGCAAUGUAAAUACUUAAUUGUUCUUUGCUGUGUAUAAUUUGUAAUUUGCUACAUUGUUACUUCCACUAAAUUUGUGUAAGUUAAGCCUUUUAUAAAUGUAAUCCUUGUCACUGGAAUAAUUUCAAUAAACAUGACUUGCCACAUUUUUGA